This is a messenger RNA of Anolis carolinensis (green anole), 5250 nucleotides long. RefSeq lists its product as uncharacterized. Lineage: Eukaryota; Metazoa; Chordata; Lepidosauria; Squamata; Anolidae. The record is from RefSeq and is a predicted model, not a curated record. The coding region runs from base 2581 to 4887 and encodes 768 amino acids. The transcript has 2 exons.
AAUGUUUAGGUUGAAUCUCUUUUCCUGCAAUUUGAAUCCUUUGCUCCGUUGAGUCUAUGGCUGGAUCUACACUGCUGUGAAGCCUUGGCUCUGCCUUUCCUCUCCUUUGCUUCAGUUCCCUCUGUUUAGGUUCCCCAAUAGUGUAGAUGUCUCCAUUUGUAUUAGUCUUUGCGUGGAGCUUCAAAACCCCUGUAUUGGCCAACCGUAGUUGGUUCAGUCCAUUUACUUGCACAGAGCUUUCUUGCGAGGCCCUCUUUUCUUUCUGCAAUAGAGAUACAGAGUUUAAAGGUCUGGAUGUUGUCUGGAAAUCCUAGGCCCUAGCAAUCCAAAUAAGCAUCCUUAGCACUAUAAACUCUCCAUAUACCAUCAGUCCCAGGGACAACAGAAGCUUGUGGUCAGCCCAAGUUUCACAAAGUAGAAGACCAAGUCCAUCACUUUACAUCAGAGGCAAAAGGCUUUCAAGGAUCCCAGAAAGAUGGGAUUUGCAGUACUUCACUCACUCACCCACUCACAGAGACUACUGAGACCCCCACGAAUGACGGCCUGGACCAAACUUGGCACACAGACCCUCCAUGACCCACUUUCCAUCUUGGUGUGGUUUGGGGGAGGAUGGACCAUAGACAAUGGGAUUUGUGGACCUUCACUCAAUUCAGCUCCCAGAGACCACUGUGACCCCCAUGAAUGAUGAACCUCAACCAAACUUGGCACACAGACCCCGCCCCCCAUGACCAACAGAACAUAGUGGAGGGGUAAGGGGGGGACUCAUCGACCCACAUGGGAGUUAUAGUUCACCCUGCAUCUGGAGAGCAUUCUUAACCCCACCAGUGACUGACCUUCACCGAACUUGGCACACAGAACACUGGUGACCAAAAGAACAUACUGGAGGGGUUUAGAGGGGAUUGAUCCACCCGCAUGGGAGUUGUAGUUCACCCUGCAUCCAGAGAGCAUUGUGAACCCCAUGAAUGGUGGAUCGUCACCAAACAUGCCCCCCUCCAUGGCCAACAGGACAUAUUGGAGGAGUUUAGAGGGGACUGACCAAUCCACAUGGGGGUUGUAGUUGUGAACCCCACCAAUGACAGAUGUGGACCAAAGUUUGCACCCAGAGCCCAGGUGGCCAACAGAACAUACUGAAGGGACUUGGGGGGAAAUGACCCACCCGCGUGGGAGUUGUAGUUCACCCUGCAUCCAGAGAGCAUUGUGAACCCCACCAAUGACAGAUCUGGACCAAAGAUGGCACCCAGAACCCUGGUGACCAACAGAACAUACUGGAGGGGGAGAGGAUGACCCACCCAAAUGGGAGUUGUAGAUCACCCUAUAUCCAGAGAGCAUUGUGAACCCCACCAAUGGUGGAUCAGGACCAAACCUGCCACAUAGACUCAACAUGGCUAGCUUUGCAUACUGGCGGGGUUUCAGAGUGAUUGACCUUGACAUCCAGGAGUUAUAGUUCACCCAUAUGCAGAGAACACAGAACCCAGGUGAUGACAGAUCUGGACCAAACUUGGCACAUAUAUACAACAUGGCCAACUGUGAAUACUGGUGGACUUUGGGGAUGAUUGAUGUUGAACUCUGGGAGUUAUAGUUCACCUAUAUUCUGUCAGCCCUCUGAACCCCACCAAUGACAGAUCUGGAUCAAACUUGGCCCACAGACCCAACACAGCCAACUUUGCAUACUGUUGACACUUGUGGGUGAUUUACCUUGUCAUCAGAGAGUUAUAGUUCACCCGUAUUCUGAGAACACUGAACCCAGCAAGUGAAAGAUCUGGACCAAACUUGGCACACAGACCCAACAUGGCCCACUGUGAAUACUGGCAGGGUUUGGGGGGUGAUUGCCCUGGGAACCUGGGAGUUGAAGUUCACCCUUAUCCAGAGAGCACUAAACCCAACUGACGAUGGAUCUGGACAAAACUUGGCACACAGACCCAACAUGGUCAAUUGUGAAUACUGGAACAGUUUGAGGGUGACUGCCCUUGGGAUCUGGGAGUUGUAGUUCACCCUUUUCCAGAGAGCACUAAAUCCAGCCGAUGACAGAUUGGGACCAGAUUCAACAUGGCCAACUGUGAAUACUGGCAGGGUUUGGGGUGAUUAUUCUAGGAAUCUGGGAGUUGUAAUUCACCCAUAUUCAGAGAACACUGAACCCAGCCAACAAUGUAUCUGACCAAACUUGGCGCACAGACCCAACUUGGGCAACUUUGAAUACUGGCAGGGUUUGGGAAGAAUUGAACCACGAUUCUGAGAACUGUACUUCACUCACAUUCUUAUGCAUUUUCUAAUGGGAGCAUUCAUAAAAAAACAAAAAGAAUGACACAUAGCUUUACACAUUACCAAACUGAUAUUACCAAACUUCCCAAAACAAACAAUACCUUUUUCACAUAACUCGGACAUUGCUGGGUCCCCAAGCUAGUAAAUAAAUACAUAUGACAACAGCAGCAAAAACUGAAUAUGCAAAACUAUGGAAACAACAAAAUAUAUCAACAUCAAAAGAUUGGAUUACGAAAGUUUUUGAAACAGUCAAAAUGGACAAAUUAAACAGCUUUACAACUAUCAAACACACAGAAGAUUCAAGAAGAAUGGAAACCUUUUAUGGAAUUCAUCAAGAACCAGAGGAAGAUGACCAAAGCAGAAUUAAUACUAUGGAUAUAUCUUGUAUUAUUUACAUACCCUACAUUCAAGAGAUUGCAGAAAGGGGAAGGAAGGGAAGGCAGAGUAAAGUCCACCUGGUAUUAUGCGAAAAGUUGGGCGUUGGCCCUCUCUUUCUUCCAGUCUCACCCAGAGCCACUGAGAGACAAGGACCUCCCUGCCGUUUGGAAGCCUCUCAGCUGCGGAGGAGGAAGGAGAAAGGGAAAGCCAGGCAUCAUGAUAAGCUCUGGAGUGCUGGAGGAGCACCUUACCCCGCCGGGACUGAAGCCCCUUUGGAAGAGGCUGGGUCAGUGGGGAGGCAUGUCUCAAGGCAGGAGUGGGGGUCAGGAAGAAGAGGAAGCAGCCCUUUCAAGGAGAAACCCGGGACCCUUAGCCCACUCUCUGGAAGGACAGCCACAGCAUCCUCUCCCAGCUCCCCACAAGAACCUUUCCCAAGAAGAGGGCAGGGGCCCCUUGCUGCUCCCAAGGGUGAUGGACCCACAACCUAUUGGUGAUGUAGAUCUUGGGAAAGGGGAUGAAGGUGGUCAAGAUAAGGGCAGGAAGGCAGAGGGCUGCCAGGAGGACAAAGGCUUCAGGUGUGAGGCCCUGAGGGUCGAGAGGGACCAAGAGGAAGAGCAGCUCCAAUGGCAUGAAGGCGGCAACUUGGACACUGGAGAUGAUGAUGACCUUGAUGCAGGUGAUGAUGGGAGCGACAGUGACGGAGAUGACAGUCAUGAAGGUGAUGGAGACAACACUGGGAACAGUGGAGGUGAGGAUCCUGAUGGAGAUGAGGAUCAGGACAAGAGUGAGGGAGAGGACAGUGAUGAAGAAAUUGACAAAAACACAAUCUGUGAUGUUCUGUUGAAAGAGAUGGAGAAACUGGAGCAGGAGAUAGAUGCAGUGCAUGAUCCCUCGCAGGAAAAGGUGGACGACUUGAGGAAGGAGGUGGAACAUUCCAGGACUGAGUACUGUUACCGACGUGAUAAAAUGGAAACAGCCCUAAACAAGAAGGUGAUGGGCUUGUGGUCAGCCCUAUGGCUUAACUCAUCACAGGCAGUGACUGCCCUUCAGGAAACCUUGAGCCAAUUCUCAGCAGUGGAGGUGGCUUCAUUGAAAGCAGAGUCUGACUCGCUUCAGGGCUUCCUGCAAGCUGCCCAGGGCCUAGAUACAUUGCAGAAGCUGACUGACUUUUAUUGCUCAGUGGAUGCUCUGCGGGAUCUCCCUCUGCUGAAGGUGGGCCCUACAUGUGAUGACCCACUGAAGGAGGUGGAUGUUAUAAAGGUGGAAAUGGACUGCUGGUGUUCUGCGCUGUUGCGUGUCCUACUGAAGGAGGGUCAGGAGAAGACAACUGCCCUGCAGGAGAAGGUGGACGCUGUGCAGGGUAUCUCUCCAGAGCAGGCAGGUGAACUGAAGGUGAAGAUGAGCGCUCUUCAGAAACAGAUGGGUCUCCUAUGGGAAGUCCCCCUCAAGGAGAUGAUGGCCUUGCUGGCAAUGGCAUAUAAGCUAUAUUGUAAAUUGUGCUCAGGUCCCACAAAAGAAGAGAACAUCAUAUGGAAGAAAGCAUGUGAUCAUGUAGUUAGCCUGAAAGUUCACCUGAAGGAUGUCCUUCUGUGGCGGAAAGCGACUGCCUUGCAUGCCAUGCUUCAUGAUAUCCCUGUGGAGAAACUGGUGGUGCUGGAAGAGAAAGUGAGGGCAUGUAUUAGGAAGGUGGAUGUGUUGCAGAAUAAAAUAUGGAAGCCCUUGGAGGAAGAGCUGAAAUUCCUGAAGGAGAAAUUGCGUUCCCUGAAGGAUUCUUCACAGAAGGGCAAGCUGCAAAAAGAGCUGAAGGAAUUAAAAGGGGACCUGGAAGAACUGACGGUAUUUGAAACUUACCCACUAAAGGGAACAGUGAAUGCCCUGCAAAAGAAAAUGAAUGCCCUACAGAAGAAGAUAAAUGUCCCCCAGAAUGCGGGUGCUCCCCUUGAAGAAGGUGAUGAAGUGAUGCAAGUGGACAAAACAGGAUUCUCAGAGAUGUUGAAUGCUCAAGAUGAAGCUCAGGAGAGGCCUCCUUCAGGACUUCAGGUGCCAGACAAUCCAGACAUAGUCCUCCAGAUCCCAGAGACCACCAGCCUGGAUAGACCCCAAAGACAAGACCCACAGGAGCCAGGAGAGGAAACCUGUGCAGAGAGUUCUGGGCAGUCUCUCGCUGGCUCUGAACCAGCUCUGACGGAAGGAGAGGGAUCGGAACCUCCCCAUAAAAAACAGAAGAUUAAUCCUGGCAAGGAAACCUAAGUGCCUCCUUUUGCUUCAAAAACAUGUUUCUCUUUCUGUAAAUAAAAAUUUAGAGAUAUAAUGAGCAGGCUACAUGACCCUGCAAACCAGGUCAGUGUCUGCUGCUUUGAACAAGGCAGAAGCACUUUGGAAGUGCUGAUCUGAGGAUUCCUGAUCUAAAUCUAGGGUAUUGAAAAGGUGUGCGGAUAGGGCAGGCAUGGGCACACUUGGUAACUUGCUUAGAAAUGUGAGACUCCGGGAACACAGUCAUAAUUUGAGUAUUUAGGCAUAACCUUUGUUUCAUUUAUUUUAUCGUUUAUUUACUUUCCCAUGGGGUAAGAAAGUAGUCCAGUAAUCUCUCAAUAAACUCACAUUUUAUUAGUA